This is a messenger RNA of Athene cunicularia (burrowing owl), 4893 nucleotides long. RefSeq names its product helicase like transcription factor (gene HLTF). NCBI's taxonomy places the organism in Eukaryota, Metazoa, Chordata, Aves, Strigiformes, Strigidae. The record is from RefSeq and is a predicted model, not a curated record. Gene Ontology annotation, molecular function: zinc ion binding; nucleic acid binding; hydrolase activity, acting on acid anhydrides, in phosphorus-containing anhydrides.
AUGCUUUGCCUUUCUGCAGAGAUCCUGCAAGAGGACGCUUUCAAUAUAACACCUUCAGAGGAGAGAGAAACUAUUCCUGUUUUUUCUUCUGACUUUUACUCCAGUCUUGGGUUGGAAGACUUCCUCUCUGUAGGUGACAUUUCUGGAACAGAGGAGGAUACAGACUCAGCUAUUUUAUAUGGAACUUUGCGAGGAAGUGUUGUUGGAUUACGAUACUACACAGGGAUUGUUAAUAACAAUGAAAUGGUUGCACUUCAGAGGGAUCCUAAUAAUCCUUAUGAUAAAAAUGCAGUGAGAGUAAAUAAUGUGAAUGGAGACCAGGUAGGCCAUAUAAAAAAAGAACUGGCAGCAGCAUUGGCAGGCAUUAUGGACAGCAAGCUAGCAGUAGUUGAAGGGGUUGUCCCUUAUGGAGCAAAAAAUGUCUUUACCAUGCCUGUACAAAUGAGCUUUUGGGGAAGAGAAGAGAACAGGGAAGCAGUACUAGAUCAACUAAAAAGGCACGGGUUUAAAUUGUCUCCUCCUCUGAAAGUAGGUUCAGAAAGCAGGUUUGGAUCAAAAUGGAUUUCUGGGAGAGCUGGUCCAAGUUACAGUGCUCCGGUUCAUGCUGCUGUGCAGUUGACAACUGAACAGCUUAAAAGUGAAUUCGACAAAUUGUUUGAGGAUCUCAAGGAAGAUGAUAAAACUUGUGAAAUGGAAGGAGCAGAGACUGUUGGGACACUCUUGCUUCCCCAUCAGAAGCAGGCAUUAGCUUGGAUGGUUUCACGUGAAAACAGUAAUGAUUUGCCACCAUUUUGGGAAGAGAGAAGUGACUUCUAUUACAAUAUACUUACAAAUUUUGCAGAAAAGAAGCGACCUGAAAAUAUUCGUGGAGGAAUACUGGCAGAUGAUAUGGGACUGGGUAAAACACUUACUACUAUUGCAUUGAUUCUCACAAAUUUUCAAGAUGGCAAGCCUCUUCCUGUUGAAAGGAUCACAAAUGAUAAGUUUUGUGAGGAAUCUGGCACUAACAGUACGAACAGCGUUGGACACAGACUGUGUAAAGACUCUAACAGUGUGAUGGAGCCUGGUGUUUCUAAUGCAAAAAAGUUUGAAACUACUCCAUUGAAAUACUCAAGUUGUCUUCCAAAAAGCAAUAAAGCCAAGAAACCCAGGUAUUCAGGAAGUGGUUUAGGAGAGCCUGAAGAAUUGCUACUGCAACGAACAGAAUCAGCUUCCUGUGUCAUCCAAGAAGAUACAGGCUUUGCUUCUGCACUUCUAACUUCAUCUGCUUGUUUAAAAAGACAAAGAAAGAGAAAAGGUACCACUAGCAUUCAGUCUGUUCAGAGGAAAUAUUCUGAUGAUGGCUCCAGAGCAACACUGAUUGUAUGUCCACUCUCUGUCCUAAGCAAUUGGAUGGACCAAUUUGAACAACAUAUCCACCAAGACUUUAAUGUAAAUAUUUAUGUUUAUUACGGUUCUGACCGUAGCAAAGACCCAUCGGUUCUUUCAGAACAAGACAUUGUACUGACGACAUACAACAUCUUAGCUACUGAUUAUGGGAUCAGAGGUGGCAGCCCUUUACACAAAGUCAAGUGGCUGAGAAUUGUGUUGGAUGAGGGGCACACUAUACGAAAUCCAAAUGCUCAGCAAACUAAAGCUGUCUUAAAUCUGGAGGGACAGAGAAGAUGGGUACUUACAGGGACUCCUAUUCAGAAUUCUGUAAAGGAUUUAUGGUCUCUUAUUUCCUUCUUAAAAAUGAAACCUUUUACUGAUCGAGAGUGGUGGCACAGAACAAUUCAGCGUCCAGUCACAACGGGAACUCCAGGAGGACUUGGGCGUUUACAGUCUCUGAUUAGGAGUAUUACCCUUAGAAGAACUAAAACCAGUAAAGUUAAAGGAAAACCUGUUUUGGAGUUACCAGAACGUAAAGUGCUUAUUCAGCAUGUUACACUUACAGAGGAAGAGAGACAAGUCUACCAGUCUGUGAAGGAGGAGGGCAAGGCUGCUAUUAGCAGAUUUUUCAGUGAAGGGACUGUACUAGCUCACUAUGCUGACAUCCUUGGUGUCCUGCUCAGACUGAGGCAGCUUUGUUGUCAUCCUCAUCUUUGUGUAAAUACAUCUUCUAGUUUUUCAGCCGAUAAUAAAACUCCUGAAGAACUGCGUGAGACUUUAGUGAAAAAAAUGAAGUUGGUUCUGAGCUCUGGUUCAGAUGAAGAAUGUGCAGUUUGCUUGGAAUCACUGACUGUUCCUGUGAUAACACGCUGUGCACAUGUGUUUUGUAAGCCAUGUAUUUUUGAAGUCAUCAGAAGUGAGCAGCCAAAUGCCAAAUGCCCUCUCUGUAGGAAUAAGCUUCGGGUAGAGCACUUGGUGGAAUGUCCCCCAGAGGAAGAAAUAGACUCCAGUAAUGGAAAGAAGUCUGAUCAGGAGUGGAUAUCCAGUUCAAAGGUAAAUGCUCUCAUGCACGCUUUGAUAGAACUACGGAGGGAUAGUCCAAAUGCUAAAUGCCUGGUUGUUUCUCAGUUCACAACUUUCCUGUCCCUGAUAGAAAAUCCCUUGAAAGAAUCAGGGUUUGCCUUUACUCGUUUGGAUGGAUCAAUGGCACAGAAGAAAAGAGUAGAAGCAAUUCAGUGUUUCCAAAGCAGCCAAGCAGGAUCCCCAACUGUAAUGCUUUUGUCUCUGAAAGCAGGUGGAGUUGGAUUAAAUCUGACAGCAGCUUCCCGAGUGUUUUUAAUGGAUCCUGCUUGGAAUCCUGCUGCAGAAGACCAGUGUUUUGACAGGUGUCACAGGCUGGGUCAGAAGCAUGAUGUUGUUAUUACAAAGUUCAUUGUGAAGGAUUCAGUAGAAGAAAAUAUGAUGAAAAUUCAGAACAAGAAGAGGAAACUUGCAGCAGGAGCCUUUGCUACCAAAAAGCCUUCAGCAAGUGAAGUAAACCAAACCAAAAUUAAUGAAAUUAAAGCUCUAAUUGACUUAUAGCUCGAAACUGGUAUUUUGAGUAAAUAAUAUAUUUUAGUUAAUACUGCUCUUCAAGUUACGUGUUUCAUGCUAACUUUUAGUUUUGCUGUCUUUGUGGUCAAAACAUAAGUGCUUCAGAGAUUACAAAACCUAAUUUGCUCCUGAAUAUCAAUGUAAAAGUGCACAAACUUGUUUUGCAUUCCUGGAAUUUUUCCAGUGUUCAUUUGUUCGAAAUGUUGCUUAUUAUGUACAACAGUUAAGAAUAUGUAAAAUCACUCAAACCAGAAAUGCAUAUUAAUGCAUUCUAACUUGCAAGAAUUUAAUCUAUUUUUAGAGGUGAAAAGGUAACAAAAUGUAAAUAAUGUCUUUUGUCCUUCAGACAAAACCCUUAAGAAAUUAAUUAGCUUCAAGUUUCAAUCUUGGUGUUUCCUGAUACCCAAACAGAUCAUCUGGAUUAUUUGUUUCUGAAUAGGUGGUCAGUGAGUGCUUCAUAAGGAAUUCCUACUUCUGCAGAUUAUGUUCAAAGAUGGUAUUUAAUUCAGAAGUUUCAAGUUUUGGGUUGUUUUUCUGCAUAAUACACAGGUGCAGCAGGGAGUUCCUCUGUUUACUUCCCAGGAGCUAGUAAAAAUGAAGUACUUAAAUUUGUAACACACUUUCUUUUAAUAUUUUACUUCCCUUAAACGGAAUUCUACUGGUAAAGAAUAAAAAGCUAGAAUCAUAGGCUUGUAUUGAUAAUACACUUUCUAAUAACUUCUGUACACACUUUGAACAAUAUGGCUGUGCUACAUGCAAAGUAGAAUGUGACCCACUUGCUUGUCAGUGAAUCAGCCCCUGCACAACAAAACAAAUUUUUUCAAUAGCUGCCAGCUUUCUUGCACUUGCUAAGUGCUUUUCCAGUCCCAUACAUCUGUCUUAAUGGAAUGCUGAUCUGUGUGCAUCUUGAUUAUAGAGGAAGAAUUUGGUAGGCUAUGUUCUCAUGUACUGCAAAGUAAUAAACAGCACUGAAGAAUCUCAGUUGAAUAUUCCUGUCUGUUCCUUCUAUCUCUUUGCAUUUGAUUCUGGUCUGUUACAUGUUUUCUUAACUCUAUGCUGCCCUCCCUGUAAUGCUCAGACUUGGAAUUGGAGGCAGAGGUUGCUGUUUCAGUCCUGUUCAGAUUGAGGAAGUGUAUUUGGCAGCAAAGAAAUGGACUCUGAUUUGCUUCUAAUGCUUUUCACCUUUUCUUACAUCUUGGAAUACCAGCCAGCUGGUUAUAAGAUAAAUUGCAAACAUAGGAAAUGGAAAAGGACUGAGAACUAAAGGGAAGAUGUCUCAUGUUUGGAGAAACAGGGAGCCAAUGGAAGGAGUGAGAAGGUAAUUCAGAAUAUGUAACCUAACAAGCUGAUGGAGUUUUUGGGGAGCCAGCAUCUUAGCUAUGGAGAAAAGUGUGGUUUAGGUCUGUUGGAGAAAGAAUUAGAGACAUGCAUGAUGGAAGACAGCAUGAACCCCAGUAACUGGUGGUCACUGGAGAGUUGGCAGAAGAAUGAGAGAACAGAGCUACACCUGGACAAAAAUUUAAACUUCCUUUUAGGUUUUUGUGGUUCAGAUGCUGAUGUUUAGAGAUAAAGUGGAGAAAUAAUUCCUGAUUAUGAACAAGUUGGCUUUGUGUCAUUCUUUAAGUUAAAAUUCCAUGAAGAUUUCAGUAUCAGGGGCUAGUCAAGCUACAUUGUUACCUGUGUUAAAAUAUACUGACAUUUUGCAGAGUGGCUGAGUUAUGAUUACAAAAACAAUUACUAGUAUCAUGUUUUCCUAGAUGGUUUCUAUGUUCCAAAGCCAAAUAAACACUUAAUGGAGUCAGUACUAAGCUGUAUGGGUAGUUAAGGUCUCUCCCCCAAAAGCAGUUAAUAUGGACACAAACAGAAAAGGGUCAAAGCUGCAACCAGAAAGGUCCUGUCUGAGUUGGAGCUGUUUAGUUACUUAGGUGG